Messenger RNA from Sitophilus oryzae (rice weevil), 2370 nucleotides. Its product is annotated as nose resistant to fluoxetine protein 6-like. The record is from RefSeq and is a predicted model, not a curated record. Bases 171 to 2123 code for a protein of 650 amino acids. Gene Ontology annotation, molecular function: acyltransferase activity, transferring groups other than amino-acyl groups. NCBI's taxonomy places the organism in Eukaryota, Metazoa, Arthropoda, Insecta, Coleoptera, Curculionidae. The transcript has 12 exons.
AGAUCGUCGGGUACGCGAUGGCGAGUCUUUUUGCGAAUAUAUGUUCUAGUCGGUAAUUCUUGUAAUAAAUCACUCUGAAAUUGUGUAAAAGGUUCACAAACGACUGUUUUGAUGGUUAAUGUUGACAAGUUCGCCAGUAAAAAUAGAACGUCUUCUUAGUAGCGAUAAAAAUGCGGCACGGUGUUUUGGUUUUAGUGAUUCUAACUUAUUUUCAUGAAGGGAAAAGCCAAGUAACCGAUAAGCAAUAUGCGCUUAUGCCAGAAUUGUUUUACAUGGACAACUUUGACCAGUGCAUGUUGCAUGGGGAUGAAGCUCUAUAUUGUUUUUUUACUUACGAACUGAAACCAACAACAGAUAAUAAUGUAAUUUGGAAUAUAAUUCAAAAUGUUAGUUCAAAGCCCGAAAAUUACAAUCACACUAAACUCCGUCAUGGAUUGUGCGUUCCAACAAGUUGUUCAAGGGAUUACGCGGCGUCGGGCUCUGAAGUGGAGGCCAUCCAGAACUGUUACAGCCGUAAAUUGGCUCUUUUGGGAUUAACUGGAAACGUAUCGGCUUUGGACUGCCAGACUAAUACGUCUAGGUAUCCGGUGGAUAUCUAUGAUUGGGCAGCGGGGGGCGUAUUUGUGCUAUACAUAUCUUUUUUGAUAUUCGCAUCCCUUUAUGAGAAAAUAGUUCUGAGAAGGUCGAUCCAAAAAAGCAAAACGACAGGUGGUAGAAUACUGGAGGCUUUUUCCAUUUUCAAAAACUGGAAAAGAUUGACGUCUAUAUCCGAAAACUCUGAUCAUAAAAAACUGAGAAUAAUUCAAGGACUUCGAUUCUAUACCAUGUUCUGCGUUAUUAUGUCCCAUACGUUGAUGGCUACAUUUGGUGGUCCAAUAGCAAAUACGCAAUACACUGAAAAUGUUACCAAAAAAUCUCUAAAUAUGCUUGUGGCUCAAGGCUAUUAUAUUGUCCAGACAUUCUUCAUUAUCUCGGCGUUCUUGUUUUCUUAUCAGUUUUUUAAUGUCAAAUCGCACCACAAAGAGAUCAAAAGCUCGUUCUUUUUCUAUGCAGCUUUCCUAAGAUAUAUCAGAAUAACCCCAACAUUGUUUGUAGUAUGGGCCAUACACAGUACUUGGAAUGUCCAUUUCUCUACAGGUCCAUUAUGGGAUGCCGCUGUAGGCAAAGAGUAUCGAAACUGUCGGCAAAAUGGAUGGACUAAUUUUCUGUUUAUCAAUAAUUACGUUAACACUAAAGAAAUGUGUUUACGACAAACUUGGUUUCUAGCAGCUGAUAUGCAACUUUUCCUAGCUGGAUUGGUAGUGUUAUUCAUAAUAAAUAAAUAUCCGAAAUCGAUUUACUAUAUUUUUGGUGUUAUUCUAACAACUGGAUUUGUAUUGCCUGGGAUUGUGGCGUAUGUCAAAGAUCACGAUAUUUUAUAUAGGCAAUAUCCAGAAAUUUUAUAUGAUUUCAAUUGCUUGAAAAUGCCAAUUUACUCAGACCUGGUUAUAUCUACCCAUACCAACAUGUUUGGAUUUUUCCUUGGGAUGUUAUUUGGAUAUUUAUUUUUCCAGUACAAAGACCAGGAUUUAAGACAGCAUAAGAUUUUGGUAGUUCUGUGGUGGAUCCUAACUUUUGGUCUAUGCCUAUCCACAAUUUUUGUUGCUGGUAUUUUUUAUGAUCCUAACUUCAAAUAUACAGCUCUGGACAGUGCUGUCUAUUGGGCCUGUGGUAAAAACCUCUUUGCCCUGGGUAUGUGUAUAGCUGUUUUGGGAUUGACACACCGUAUUGGCUGGUUUGUGCUGUGGCUAAUGGACAACGACAUAGUCCAAAUUCUAGGAAGGCUAACGUUUAGCUGCUAUUUAAUCCACGUUCUCUUUAUCCAAAUGAAACUCGGUUUUGUCCGGUAUCCCAUAUCAGCCAAUGAUACCAUGUUGUUUAUAGAGGUUAUCGGAGAUGUGGGCGUUUCAUACGUAGCUGGACUGGUACUAUGUCUUGUCAUAGAAAUGCCCAUCUCGGCCAUUCAGAAAAUGUUCCUGUCCAACACACCAAAACCAAAAAUAUCAGCCAAUAAAUAUAUAAAAGCUGUGGAUCUGAAUAAGCAGGAUGUCCGUCAAGAAGAAGCAGCUUCCACCAAAAUAUGAGAAAAAUGAACUGAAAAUUUAGAUAACGGUGUUGUUAGAUAUAAAAUAUAAUUGAAAAAAAAAACGGCGUUAGCGAUGACUGAAAUGACGAUCGCUGUCAUUUUAUCUGUACAAUUAUAUAGGGAAUAUCAUAGAUUGUCAUUUAUCAGCCAACUGGACGUCGUUUUUAUUCGAUCAUACGGUAUUAUAACUGCAAUAGUUUUUGUACUGACUUAGAUAUUUUAAGACUAUACAGGGUUGUUCACCA